Plodia interpunctella (Indianmeal moth) is the source of this 1801-nucleotide messenger RNA. RefSeq names its product pupal cuticle protein Edg-91-like. Lineage: Eukaryota; Metazoa; Arthropoda; Insecta; Lepidoptera; Pyralidae. The transcript has 2 exons. The record is from RefSeq and is a predicted model, not a curated record. The coding region runs from base 41 to 667 and encodes 208 amino acids.
AACACAUCGGGAGAACACAAGUCAUAGUAAUAACAUCAAAAUGUUUGCUAAGGCUACUGUAAUUGCGUGCAUCAUUGGAUUGGCGCGUUCUGGUGCUAUCCAUAACUCGGCAACUCAUCUCGGCCAAUACGGAAACCUUGGUGCCUAUGGACAGCACCGACUGGCUGGAAACUUACGAUAUGCUGGCAACCCGGCCAAUGCGGAUGAAGCCGUCUCCUACGUAAACAUCGUCAGAGAGAUUUCAAACCGAGGAGGAUAUACCAAUGGUGCUUAUCCUAAUAGUAUUAGUGGAAUUGCUAGCCGCGGUCUCUCUGGAUACAGCAACGCUGCUGGAUGGCCUAAUCCUGGCUAUGCUGGCCUUCCCUAUCGUGGAGCAACAGGUCUGCCUUAUCCUGGAAGUGUUGUCGCAUUUGCUGGUGCUGGCUAUCCUUACAACGGCAACCUGGGCUAUUCUGGAGUUGGAUUUCCCUAUCCUCACGCCCCUAUCUAUUCUGCAGGUAGCAAUCCUCAGGCAGGCGUUGCUGCGUAUGGCGGAGUCACUGCGUCUUAUUCUAACAUAUACAAUAGUCCUCUUCGAAGCCCCCUUCUCGGCAAUGGGGCUUAUGGAAUAGGUGCCGCAGCUGGAUAUGGUUAUGGUAAUGGCUAUGGACACGGCCAAGCUUGGUAGAUAUAAUAUUAAUGUAUGCCUUAGAACGGUUAAUUUAAUUUGAACUGAUGUGCAAUACAAUGAUUUUAAAAGUAUUUUUAUUUUUUUCAUUCAAAAUUGUAUGUUAGAUCUUCUUAUAAUAUCAGUACAAUAUAUAUUUCUUUGGUAUUUAAACUCUUUAUAUUAGAGAGAAAUAAAAAUUCGAAAUAUAAAGUCCUCGGUCUAAAGCUAAGACGGAAACUCACGGCUUCUGUUUAAAUAAUAAGCUUCCUAUUUCCGAGCAUUGCAAAAUCUAUACGUCUCCAGUCACUGAUAUUGGAAAUACUUUUCGUUUCAGCUUAUUGCAGGGUUAGACCGAACAUGUCUCCACGUAUAGGGUAUUUUAAAAUGUAGAAUAUUGUUGCAGACUUCUCACACGAAUGGAAUACAAAAUGCAGAUACUCACUUACUCCACCAAUAGCAUAUAGAAACCUUAUGGAACCUUGAAUACAAGUUACAAAACAUACAGUAAUGUGAAAUUAUCUUACAUCCAUUUACAUAUCUUAUUAUAAUAUCCGUAAAGAUCUCCGUAUUAUUUAGGUAGUUUAAAUUCUUGAAAAAACUCCACGAUAUUGAAUUUACAUUUCAAAAACAAUAGGUAUCAUAAAAAUAAAGAGCAGUAAAAUUGAAUAGAAUUAACAAUCUCUUCGUGUUUAUAGACUACAAUACAAUCCAACACAGAUAACAUUAGUCCAGUAAUUCCCAUUUAAUUUCAUUCUAUUAUUACCACAACACGAUAAGAACUCUAUUAUAUGAAAUUAAGAGUUCGCAAGUUUUUACAAAACUACGUAUUUGCCCGCUUUUUCAUGAGCGCAUGAAAAUACCUUUUUUGUGAUUUCGGGAUUACUCCCAUACAAAAGUUGUUUAGUAUCAUGGACUGAGCAUGUAGACAAAAAGUCGCCAGUGAUUAAAAUGCCACCCUAUAUAAUUAGUCAAUUGAUUAAUGUAGUUAUUAACUGCAAGACGCAAGCAUCCCGUGUAAACCUGGUUGAUAGACGCUAUGCUGUCUCUGUGAUCGAUCGUUGGACACACAGUAAUUAACGCCAUACACUGAGGAAUGUUUGAUCAGUCACAGGCUGUACUGUAAUAAGGUAUUAAACGUAUUAAACUGAAAUU